AAAUUACAUACAUAAUUUAAUAAAACAGUUUUAGGUCUGUGGUUUUACAGGGUUCAUACUUGCUUGUAGUAGUCAACUAAUCUGCUUAAAUUACAUGCCUGAAGUCAAAUAGAAUUAUGUCUUAAUAUUUUCUGCUACACUCUUUUUGUUUGGGUUAUAAAUUACUUUUAAAUAAAAUGAGUAUUUUACAGAAAUAUGGUAAUGUGUGUGGGUGAGAGAAGAUGACGACGUGUUUUCCAUUACAGUGCCUCUGCUAUCGGGCAAAUAUUGACCAGUAGAAUACAAUUCUGUGCAGGUGCAUUAAUAAUGUCCCUGGCUUGUAUAAAUAAGCAAAUGUAAUCCCGAUAACAAACACAGGGAUCAGGUUGUCGCCCUGAGGUCUGAGCUUUAUGUCAUGGAUAUCCACUGCAAUGUGACAACAGUAGAGGCUCAGACACAGAUCAACUCCACCAUCUACCACCUGGUUAAGAUGGUCAGCAUGUGUGUGAGCUGCACCUUGAACACUGUACUCAGUGUUCCUUUGCUCCUGGCCAUCACACGCUCCCCAUCCCUCCUCAGUCACACUCGCUUCUUGCUCCUCACACACCUCCUCUUGUGUGACAACCUCCAGCAGCUCCUCUGGACAAUCAAAGCAAUUCUCUUAAGAUCCAGAGAAGGUAUUCCUGUGACUCAGUGUCUGAUCUUCUGUGCUGCCAUCCAGGCCUGCUCAAUGGUGGAUCUCUUCCUGAGCACCGCUCUGGCUGUGGACCGCUUUGUAGCUGUCAAGUGGCCCCUGCGCUAUCAAUUCCUGAUGUGUCGUCAAAGGAAGAGAGCGACUAUUGCAGCCAUAUGGACCUUACCAGCUGUGCUCAGCAGUGUGGCUUUGUGUAUCAGCCUCAACACCAUCCAGGUAAAUUUUCCCCUUUCCCGCUGUCGACCUCUCAUCCUUGCACCCUGCCUGUCAGGGACAUCGGCUCUGGUACUGUUUUGCACCGUGGUAACUGCUGUGGUGGUGCCUCUCUGCUCUCUGACCAUCCUGGGAUGCUUCUGCCAGCUCUGCUGGGACAUGCGUGCAGGACUGCUCUCCACCAAGAGAGCUGGUGUGACCCUGACCCUCCAGGCAGCUCAAACCAUUCUCUUUUCUGUUCCUCUGGUCAUGGACAGCUACCUGAUCCCUGGCUACCUGCACAGUGAUGAUCUUGAUAUAGCAACCACCAUCAUCUACAACCUGGGGUUGUCACUCGUCCCUCUGGUCUAUGGCUACCGCUCACGGGAGCUGCAGCAAAGGAUACGACAGGCUGCACACAGGAACAAAGUCAACAACCAAAAUUUGUCAUAAAGUCUGAUAAAGCUGCUAUGUAUAAAACUUAACACGUUUUAUCUGUGCUGCCUGAAUGAGGAGAGCAGCAUCUUCCCAUUCAGCACAGCAGGUUUUCCACGUUUAUUGCAUAAUGCUUGAAUUUACUUGAUUGUUUGAAAUAGCAAGGUUGAAUGGUUGAGUCAAUAUGCUGUGGUAAGGUAGCAGCAAUGUAAUCCAUUUGCAUUUCAAAGGCAAACAAUAUGUGUUUUAUUAGAAACAGCAGAAUAAAAUCAAGCUUUUAUGAUGUGAGUUUAAAAAAACCCCAAGUCAAGUUGUUCAAACACUGAUAACUACUGGACAGAUGAGGGAUGCUUAUAAUAAUGACAAAUAAAAGACAGCACAAACUGCUUCAAGAUAUUUAAUUUGUACCAUAAACACGUAUAUGCUGUAUAUCUACUCAUUAAAGUCACUAUGUACUUUGACACUUUGUAUUAUACAAAACAUUCAAGAAUAUAGAGUAGUUAUGCACAACAGAGGAAUAAAUACUCAAUGCUGCCAGAAAAAUACACAAUCAAUCAUAUUUUAAAGACAGUGGGACUCGUGGGGAAGGUGUGCAGGUCAGAGAGGUCGGGCAGCUUCCCUGAUUGUGAUGAUCCCCCCUUUAAGAGGCACAGGUACAAAUCCACAGGUAGCACUGAGGUAAGACAGCACUCUCCAAACAUCAGCGGUUAACCAACUGCUCACUGAUCUCUGGAAACCCCAGCAUACAAGAGCCAAAACAUGAAACACUGGAUUUACCAGUGUAAACCAAACAAUCUACAGAUGAAUGAAACUUAAUGCACACACUGUAUUAUCAAUCAAAGCAUUGGAAUGUACUGUGUUUGUCACCAUAUUGACGUAGGCACUGAGAAUUUCUUGACAACAAAUAACCUACAUAUUAUCAUAAAUAUUAUCAACGUAGUCUUCAUAAAAGUAUGCAGCAUUCCAAACAAGAAAUAGAGUACUCUCUUGCUGUUGUCGGCAAAUGUAAUGUAGAUUAUCAUGUAAGUCGAAGGAGGAUCAUUUAGCAUUUGACCAGACUUUGUGCUCAAGUCUUUAGCAGUUUCCUGUCAGCGUAGUAAGUAAACGUUAAACCUUUCGAUUGACUAAUUUUAAGUGAAAAUGUAUGGCACAA
Messenger RNA from Siniperca chuatsi (mandarin fish), 2453 nucleotides. RefSeq names its product olfactory receptor 10G4-like. Gene Ontology annotation, molecular function: G protein-coupled receptor activity. Gene Ontology annotation, cellular component: membrane. The transcript has 3 exons. NCBI's taxonomy places the organism in Eukaryota, Metazoa, Chordata, Actinopteri, Centrarchiformes, Sinipercidae. Gene Ontology annotation, biological process: G protein-coupled receptor signaling pathway. The record is from RefSeq and is a predicted model, not a curated record. The coding region runs from base 395 to 1318 and encodes 307 amino acids.